GCUGAGCUCUGCUGAAGAACUCGAGUUCGGCCUGAAGUUGUGGAUUUUUUCACUAGAAUUGGGGGAAAAACCAAACAAAACCCAAAUAUUUUGCACCAUGUCAAACGAUGGGAUUAAAAAGAAAGGGAAAGCACCAGGUGACAAAAAGUCCUCGAAAAGAAAAGGAAAGAGGAGGGAGACAUAUGCUGUGUAUAUCUAUAAAGUGUUGAAGCAGGUGCAUCCGGACACGGGCAUCUCGAGCAGAGCUAUGAGCAUCAUGAACUCGUUUGUGAACGACGUGUUCGAGCGCAUCGCCACCGAGGCGUCCAGACUGACGCAGUACAACAAGCGCUCGACCAUCACGAGCCGCGAGGUGCAGACCGCCGUGCGCCUGCUGCUUCCGGGGGAACUGGCCAAGCACGCCGUGUCCGAGGGCACCAAAGCUGUCACCAAGUACACUAGCUCCAAGUGAGCCAAGUCUGAGUUGGAUUAUUUCGUUUUUGGAAAUAAAA
This is a messenger RNA of Hemibagrus wyckioides, 491 nucleotides long. RefSeq lists its product as uncharacterized. The record is from RefSeq and is a predicted model, not a curated record. Lineage: Eukaryota; Metazoa; Chordata; Actinopteri; Siluriformes; Bagridae. The transcript is spliced from 2 exons. Bases 98 to 451 code for a protein of 117 amino acids. Gene Ontology annotation, molecular function: DNA binding; protein heterodimerization activity; structural constituent of chromatin. Gene Ontology annotation, cellular component: nucleosome.